Eutrema salsugineum is the source of this 641-nucleotide messenger RNA. RefSeq names its product metallothionein-like protein type 2. The transcript has 2 exons. The record is from RefSeq and is a predicted model, not a curated record. Gene Ontology annotation, molecular function: metal ion binding. NCBI's taxonomy places the organism in Eukaryota, Viridiplantae, Streptophyta, Magnoliopsida, Brassicales, Brassicaceae. The coding region runs from base 144 to 386 and encodes 80 amino acids.
UGCGACACGUGUAUGGUCAGUUUUCUCAUUUAGCUUAUAAAUUUGGGAGCUUCAUCUUCCUUCAAUAUCAUUCACCCUAUCGAUCAAAUUGGUUAAUUAUCUUUGAGAUUUAUUUCGGUCUUUCUUUGAACUUUCUCGAGAAAAUGUCUUGCUGCGGAGGAAACUGUGGUUGUGGAUCUGCUUGCAAGUGCGGCAACGGAUGCGGAGGUUGCAAAAUGUACCCAGACUUGAGCUUUGCCGGCGAGACGACCACGUCUGAGACCUUGGUCUUCGGCGUUGCACCGGCGAUGAAGAACCAGUACGAGGCUUCCGGCGAGAGUAACGCUGAGAACGAUGCUUGCAAGUGUGGAUCUGACUGCAAGUGUGACCCUUGCACCUGUAAAUGAAUAAACCCUUAUUAAAAGGCAGAGAGUAUCGAGUCUUUAAUUAAGUAAUAAUAUAACCCUAAUGGUGGUUUAGGUUUGGUUUAUUGUGUAAUAACGGCUGCAGCCCUGUCUUUUGUAGACGAUCAUGGUUUUCGUCUGUGUUUUGGUCAUAUUUAGAUGUCUCUGCCAUAUGUGACCAUAGUGAUGAGUCGGUUUGUAAUUUAUGGUAUGAAGUUUAAUGAUAAACAAAAUCGUUUUAUUUAAUUCUCUUUGCUC